Molecule: messenger RNA, 1149 nt
Organism: Arxiozyma heterogenica
Lineage: Eukaryota; Fungi; Ascomycota; Saccharomycetes; Saccharomycetales; Saccharomycetaceae
Gene: SAM1
Product: methionine adenosyltransferase SAM1
Exons: 1
Coding region: 1-1149 (382 amino acids)
Biological process (GO): S-adenosylmethionine biosynthetic process
Cellular component (GO): cytosol
Molecular function (GO): ATP binding; methionine adenosyltransferase activity
Source: RefSeq, a predicted model, not a curated record
AUGGCUGGUACUUUCUUAUUCACUUCUGAAUCCGUCGGUGAAGGUCACCCAGAUAAGAUCUGUGACCAAGUCUCUGAUGCUAUCCUAGACGCCUGUUUGGAGCAAGAUCCGCACUCCAGAGUCGCCUGUGAAACCGCUGCCAAGACUGGUAUGAUCUUGGUCUUCGGUGAAAUCACCACCAAGGCCACCAUUGACUACCAAAAAAUUGUCAGAGACACCAUCAAGAGAAUCGGUUACGACUCCUCUGACAAAGGUUUCGAUUACAAGACCUGUAACGUUCUUGUCGCCAUCGAACAACAAUCCCCAGAUAUCGCCCAAGGUGUCCAUGAGGAAAAAGCCAUCGAAGACAUCGGUGCCGGUGACCAAGGUAUUAUGUUCGGUUACGCCACAGACGAAACCCCAGAAGGUUUACCAUUAACCAUCCUUUUAGCUCACAGAUUGAACAUGGCUAUGGCUGAUGCCAGAAGACACGGUAAUUUAGACUGGUUGAGACCAGACACCAAGACCCAAGUCACCAUCGAGUAUAAGGAAGAUCACGGCAGAUGGAUCCCAUUAAGAAUCGAUACCAUCGUUGUCUCCGCUCAACACGCCGAAUAUAUCUCCACCGAAGAACUAAGAAAGUUGAUAAAGUCUGAAAUCAUUGAAAAAGUUUGUCCAGCUGAAUUAUUAGAUGAAAAUACUAAGUAUUUCAUUCAACCAUCCGGUAGAUUCGUUAUCGGUGGUCCUCAAGGUGACGCUGGUUUAACCGGUAGAAAGAUCAUUGUCGACGCUUACGGUGGUGCCUCUGCCGUCGGUGGUGGUGCCUUCUCCGGUAAAGAUUACUCCAAAGUCGACCGUUCAGCUGCUUACGCCGCUAGAUGGGUCGCCAAAUCCUUGAUCGCCGCUGGCUUAUGUAAGAGAGUCUCUGUUCAAUUUUCUUAUGCUAUCGGUGUUGCUGAGCCCUUAUCUAUACACGUUGACACCUACGGUACUGCCGAAAAGUCUGAUGAAGAAAUUAUUGACAUUAUCAGAAAGAACUUCGAUUUGAGACCAGGUAUCUUAGUCAAGGAAUUAGAUUUGGCUAGACCAAUCUACUUGCCAACUGCUUCCUACGGUCACUUCACUAACCAAGAUUACCCAUGGGAAAAACCAAAGACUUUAAAGUUUUAA